Messenger RNA from Drosophila ficusphila, 498 nucleotides. RefSeq lists its product as uncharacterized. The transcript is spliced from 2 exons. The coding region runs from base 82 to 231 and encodes 49 amino acids. Lineage: Eukaryota; Metazoa; Arthropoda; Insecta; Diptera; Drosophilidae. The record is from RefSeq and is a predicted model, not a curated record.
CACACUUGUUAUCAGUUUUCAGUGCUCCGCACGUUUUCUUGUAAAUAAAUAAAUAACUUAUAAAUAUCAACCUAAACAGACAUGUUUCGCCUCCAACAGUCGCAGCCCGACCCCGCCGAGGAGCAAAAGCGCGUGGCCUCCGAAGUCCGUUUCAAUUUCAUUCUGUUUGGCGCAAUUAUCGCAGCUGUUCGACUGGCUCCCGUGGUCCUGCAGCAGAUAAAUUCGGCAUAGGAAUAAAGUUAACUAUAUAAUGGAAGAUCGGGGAUAACCAUUAGCAGUUUGCUUCUAUCAGGAAGUUAUCAAUUACCUAGUUGUUCAAGCAAUUUUAGUCAAAUCAUAAUGGCACGCGAAAUGCAUUUAUCUAAAGGCACUUUGGCUAAUGGGCAAAGAUUUAACUCAAGGCAUUUUUAAGUUUGAAUAAAAUUGAGGAUGUUCCUGAACAUAAAUCGUUUUACAAAAUGUAGAAAGUGAAUAAACACAUAAAGUAAAGAACAAAAA